Molecule: messenger RNA, 1440 nt
Organism: Zingiber officinale
Lineage: Eukaryota; Viridiplantae; Streptophyta; Magnoliopsida; Zingiberales; Zingiberaceae
Exons: 1
Coding region: 449-1174 (241 amino acids)
Biological process (GO): photosystem I assembly; response to photooxidative stress
Cellular component (GO): chloroplast thylakoid membrane
Source: RefSeq, a predicted model, not a curated record
UAGGUUGGUAAAAUCUGAUUGUUUUCUCACUAAGGUAUGCUUACGUGCAGGGAAUGGAGAGGAGGGAAUAGGAAGAAGAGAGGGUUUGGCUUUCUCCGGCUGCCAGCCACGCACAAACAACCGAAAGGUGAGGUAGGUUGAACUGAUCCAAAUAGCUCAGGUUAGGGGUUGCAUCUUGAUCAUGUCUUCAACCUUCUUUUUCGUAAUUUGUUUAAAUAUAAAUGAUUUUUGUAAUUUGUUUAAAUAUGAACGAAGAUAUAUAAUAGAGAUGGAGUGAACUGUUUGUAUCUGUAAGAUUUGUACUCCAGGAUAUAUAUAUAAGUGAUAAGGGCAACAAACAGCUCAUCAUGUUCACCACUACAAUGUCUAUAGACUACUUCGUGCCUGCAAGUUUACAUCUUUGUAUCUAUAGAAGAAUUUGAUCAGAGCAGAGUGAUCUCCCGCGACCAUGGCGCCAACCAAAUGGCACAUCCUGCCGCUCCUUUCCCGCCCCAGGUGCCUCGCCUUCUGUGACUACCCACAACGCCACGACCAAAACCGCCAGCAGCCUCGCUACGGCUGUGCUAGCGGCGAGGGGAUCACCGGACUCGACCCCGUCGAGCAGGGGAUUGUGCGACGUCGGCGCUGUGGCAGGCAGAUGUUCAACUACUGCGGCUGCCUCUACGUCCCGGCGGCCGGGGACGUGUCAGCGCCUGAGAAGGGGGUGACCAAACCGCCGCCUCUGCCGUUAGUCAACGUCGACCACCCACCGCCUCCUCCCCCGGAGGAAGCUAACUUAGACGAGAAAGAAGCGUCGAUGGAGGGCAGCGUCACGACGACGGCGUCGAGGGCGGCCUCGCUCGAGCGGUUCGAGUGCGAGUCGUGGUCGUCGUCGGCAAUACUCGACGGGGACGAGGAGGGCGCGGCGCAGUCGUACUUCGACCUUCCCUUGGAGCUGAUCAAGAGCAGCGGGCAGAUCGCAACCCACUUGCCGGUGACGGCGGCCUUUGUGUUCGAGAGAGACCGGAAGGCAGCGCUGAGGAAGCUGUCGGCGGAGUCGGAGUCGGACCGGCACGUCAAGUUCCCGACGUCGCCGGGGUCGUGCCCUCCGUCCCCGUCCUCUGCUUCCAUCAGUCCGACGAUGCAGAAGGCGAUCGAGGAAUUCCACGCAUUCCUGGAAGCGAGAAGCGCUUGAAUCCCAAAGGACCACCGUGAACACGGCCGCCAGACAAACAAAACCAGUGCGAUUGAGAAGGAGCAUCGCGCAAAAUAAAAUAAAAUGAAGGCCUUUUUAUUCAAUUUAUCACCAAAUUUAAAAAUAAUCAACUUUCAAAUGGAUGCCUCUUUUCUAGUUUUAAUUUCUCUCAAGAACUUUCACAUGCAAUUAGAUUUAGAAGCUGCCUUUUUUCCCAAUAAAGAAGGGAAAAAUAAGAUCUUGCAUAAACCUUGUACAACAAUUAA